UAGUCUCGCUCCAAACUCGGAACACUUCUGGUAUUCGCGGUCAGUUCCGUUCUCUAGCGGCUCGGCGCGCCACGCUGAUUAACGGCCCGUCGAUUUCCCCACGGACAUUUAACGAUUUCCCAGGGAAAAUGGACACAGUUCAUCAGGAUCGUGUGUACAACGCUUGAAAUUAUCGGCUUGUUGGAGAAUUAUAAUGGAAGCCUGAUUUUAAUAGCGAUUGACGUUUACGUCGAGUAGAGUUUAACGUGCUUUCGUUAAAAGUUCCAAGUUGGUUUCUUUUUUUUACAUCAUUUUUUACGCCGUCGAAGAUUACUAAAAUGUGCGGUCGAUAAAGGAGAAUCUUGCGUAAUCGAACCGUAGCAACGGAGGAUAUUCAGAGAAGCUGAUGGAUCGAAAGUGAUUCUAUUAUAACUGUGCCAGUGUUCGGUUUCGGUUUUUAUUCAAUUCUCGUGACUAUUCGAAGAUCCGUGAACGCCGAGGUCGCGCAAUAUCACGCAAUUGACCAAACAGAAUUCUGUAUGGUCGAUAUAGUGGAAAAAGGACACGUUCAGAGAAGCUUCAGGAUCGAUAGUAUCUUUAUAUUUUUGUCUGUGUUUGCUUCCCUUGUGCCCGUUUCUCCGCCGUAUUUUGUAAUGUAAAUAAUGGAUAGCAGCGGUGCUAGAUAUACGCGGGAAGGAACGACAAUGUACCAAACGGGUAUCGUUCUUUUAUGCGACGCCACGGUUGAAUCAGUUUUGCAGCGACGACUGCGUUAAGAUCAGUCUCUGGCUCCUUGCCACGUGAAAUUUGAUUCACUCCGAGAUUAUAUCGCAGGAAUGCACUCGACUUUGUUACGACGGAAAUUAUGAGUACGAAUCUCUACAGACCAAUAUUUUAUAUAAAUCUUUUCUACGCUAUCGUGUUCGAUUCCCGAUGACCUUCGACACGAACUUCCUUCUUACGAUGUAAAUCCAGAAAUAGUCAGAAUACGAAAGAUUACUUUGCACUGUCGUCUGUGGCAUUUUGAUCGUUUUCUAAUUUUUGCCGCUAACUUCGAUAUGAAGAUAAAAGGAAUUGCUACGUGUAAAAUUGAUUAAAAAUGUACGUACGAUGAAAAAUUUAUUAAACAGAAAUUCUAUCUUUGGAGAUAUUUCACGGAGAAACCAGAAAAACUAGUAAUAUCGUUUUGUACGUGUAAUUAAUAGUUUACGUGCAAUUGAUGAUUUCCUACGUGAAAGAAGAAAGAAUCGCGGCUCACUAUGGAACGGCGGGUUUUUAAAUAAUUCGAGGUUGAAAGUGUCGGAAUUUAGUGAUUUCGUAAGCAACGUUCGUAAAUCAUCGCCGUGGUUCGAUGAGUUUUUGGAAAGUGUCGAUGUCGUAUUGUGCACAGUGGUAUUUCUGGUGACGUUCUCCAAACAAACAACAGUUUCUAGGAUGGCUAGCGAAGUGAUGCUGGCGCCCACCACGGCGCCUGGAACAUCCAGACGGGAAAUAGACGACGUCAGAGAUAUGGUUAGAAACGCGACUGUAACCACCAUUUACGCCAAACAACGUGCCUCCGUAAAAUGGCUCUUGUCGAAGGCGUACAACAACCGAGUGCCAGAAAACCUUCGUGAUCCGUAUUAUAUCGAUAAUGAGAACCAAGAACACCUGAAGCCGCAGAUCGUCCACGCACUUUCCAAUGCGGAACUAUACUGUUUGGCGCUGGCGAACAUCUAUUCGGAUCCAAAUUAUCACAAUCAGAAUCAUUGCGGUAUUCUCCAAGCCUUGGCCAGAAAGGGUGUUUACCUCGCGGAGCCAAACAAUACUCAACUCACCGAAACGAUCCUCAUUCAAAAUUCACCACUCAAGAUGUCCGCGCAUAUGGCUGUGAUAGAGGGCCUGAUGGUCUUGUACGCGAAGGAAGUAGUGACUGGAGAUCGAGUAGUUUCGGCAAUCCGACGGUUCGACCCUCAGGCGGAGGUGGAUGUGCCAGCGGACCACGAGAAAGGACUUCUUCUCUGGAUCAGCCACGCAUCAAAUGCGUUGAUUGCCAAGAUCCAGGCGGAGGAAGGUGCCGGUGAUAAAACGCGACUGCCAGAACUGCCAGCUGCCAAGGACUUCCAAUCGUUAUGCGAUGGUGUCGGCCUUGCCGCCGUUGUGGCCUUCUACUGCCCCGGCGAGCUCAAUUGGAUGGACAUCAGGGUGUCGAAGAGACCGUCGGUCGCGGACGCGCUGCACAACUUGUCGCUGGUCCACGCGUUUUGUAACCGAUGCUUACCCUAUUCCAUUUUUCAUAUGCUACCCGAAGACGUGACGUAUAUGAGGGGGUGCAUGAAGCAAAAUUUAGUCGUUUUCUUGGCGGACAUGUACAACGUAUUGGAAAUUCAUCCGGCGAAAUGUGUACGUUAUCCAGGCGAGGAAAGGGCGAUGCAGUUCUUAGAUGCCUGCCCGCGCAAUAGUCAUGGCGUAGCUCAUAAAAGAAGUCUGCCACAGUCUAUAGCUCCGAUACCUGAUCUGAGAAGCAACCUCUCCGUAUCCGCGCCAGGCUUCACAGUUGCAAAAGCACCGUCAUCCUCCUCUGUCAAGAAGUCACAAUCACUGCAACAAACUGCCGAAAAUUAUUCUCACGACGACAGACGAGCAGGGAGCGAAGAAAGUUUCGUAGUCCAUCGUGGCAAAGGCAUCCCUACGUUAAGCUCCGUAGCAGACGAGAAAUCUAUAACUAGAAUAGAUGCCGCUGGUCGGCCAAGCAAUUGGGAAGAACAGAGGAGAAGCUCGUACGCUGGCCGACGAUCUAGGCGUAACAGUGUUUCGGAUGACUCUCAGCUGACCAUUGAGAACUUUGGUGGAUCUCAGGAUAAUUUACACAACUUCGGCAGAAAUCCAGACAAGGAGGUCGGCGCGCACAUUGGCAAACGAAGCACCACAGAGCCGACACUACCAGCAAGAUCUAGCGUUCAGGAUGUGUACGGUAGCGGAGUGCAGCAUAUUUUAUCAGAUAACGGAUACGAUAAGGAAGAACCGCCGAGAUUAAGAAGACAGACCUCAAACUCUAGCUUGGACAACGUCGCGCUCAAGCAAAUUUUACAUUCCAGCGAGAACGUUAAUUCGGACGGGGAUACGUCCAAGUUAGCCAGCUUCGCGAAUUUAAGCAGGCAAAGCUCCGAGAAGGGGAUCAACUUGACAUACACGGAACAAGAACGCGACGACAGCAAGUCGAAUCUGUCGAGUAAGAAACUUGGCCAGACCAAUGGUAAUAGAAAUGGUGAGAAGAAAACGACGUUCGCCACGUUACCGAAUACGACCACGUGGCAGCAACAGAGCAACCAGCAAUCUCAACAGAUGGAACAACACUCUGUUGCAGACGAGAACGGAGGUAACACGAUUAUGGCCUCACAACUGAAUAAUAUUAGAUUGAAGUUGGAGGAGAAACGACGUCACAUAGAAAACGAGAAGAGAAGGAUGGAAGUCGUGAUGUCGAAACAACGGCAGAAAGUGGGCAAAGCUGCGUUCCUGCAAGCUGUCACGAAGCUGUACUUGGUGGGUAAGGUUAAAUCUCCCUCUUCAUCAACAUCUGGGGGGGACAGUCCGGCUGAAAUUGGUCCCCCCACUCCUGUAACCUCCGGAUCUUCGGGGGAGACCCCGACAAGUGUUUCCGAGACGACCCCCGUAACCCAACAACCCUCUCAAGAAAAACCACAGAGACCCUUCUCGCUCAAGGAAAUUAGUGAGGAUGUUCGGGAUGUUGAACAUAAAUGGUUAGAGCAUGACGGUAACGCCCCAUUUAUUGAAACAAGACGCACUCCAGAUAUUGAGAACAUGGAUCUUGAGCAAUAUCAUCAAUCUAUAUCACAAAUGAAUAACAGUCUUAGUGAAAUACAAGCUGAUAUACAACGUUUAGCAAAUCAGCAAAAUCAAAUACAGCAGCAGCAUUUAAUGACACAGCAUCAACAGCAAAUACAGCAACAGUUUCAGCAAUUGCAAAGUCUUAGUCAACAACAUAUGCAAAAUUUUGGAAUGGCGCCUAUAAAUCCAUUAACAUCCAAAUUACAAGAUACUCAGCAAUCUCAGUUCUAUCUACAUGAUCAACCCCAAUUGCAAAGACGAAUGUGGGGUCAACCACCUCCAACUCAAAGCUUAGCAAAUGAAAUGGCUGCUGUGGGCUAUCAACAAUCAAUGGAUCCACGAUAUAGUACUCAACCAACACCUUAUCAACAAGAUAUGCGCUUAUAUCAAGAUACACGAAAUUGGGGAACGCAUCCACCUCAACAGAAAGGAUUUGUUCUACACGAUACUCCUCAAGAACCGAGGUACCUCAAUGGUGGAGAUCAUAGUCUUUGUAAUAAUCAAAUGAGUCAUCCUGGUCCUACAUAUCCAUCAUCUACAUCUAUCUUUAAUCAAACACCACCAUCUUCUGCUAGUCCACAACAUCGCAAUGCUGUUCAUCGAAUAAGUCAGUUAAUGAGUGAAAGUCCUGAACCAAAAAGGCCAACUGUACAUCAUAUACCGAUUAAGUGUGAAAGCCCUACCGAAAAAAGACAAAUUACUGCAAUGCAUGCACCUGUUCCAGCUCCACCUGUUGAUGACAUGAAGCCUCAGAAUAUAUCAUUUAUUGGAAAUGAUGAUGAGCUUACACAAGGUAUAAGAGGUUUAAACAUCACGUCCGGCAGCCGUACAUAUAGAAUUCCAUCACCAACUAGACCUUCAAUAUCACGUAAUUCAUUUCAACCUCAUCCAUCAUUAAGAGAAGCCACACCAUCUCCAUCAGGUACACCAGAGGUAACACCUUUAGAUCCAACGGAUGCUGGUGAAAAAGGAUUUUAUAUCUGCUUUGAUAAUGACGCGCCGAAGAAACCAAAACCAACCCUUAGAGUGAAAAGGACAUCCCCUAAAAAGGAAAGAGGCGUGUCUUCAUAUGUUGACAGUGAAGAUUUUACGAUGCGUCCUGACUCUCCUUCUGCGAUUGUUAUGGAUAGGCAGAAACAGCUGGAAAUUCAACGAGAUUCUGAUCGAGAAAAGCAGCGUCAGAUAGACGAGAGAGACUUCCAACGGCAAGAAAUUAGAGAUAGAGAAAUACAAAGAGAAGGAGAAAGAGAAAAGCAAAGAGAACGACACGAGAUGAGUGGAGAGAGCCGACAAUCUGGAGUUGGUUUAAUAAUUGGAAAUCAAUUAGCAAAUCCUGAUCCAAAUUCUCUUGAUGAAAUGGAACGGAAAAAAGAACGUAUAAUGCUCUUAUCAUUACAAAGAAGACAGCAACAAGAAGAGAUGAAAGAGAGAAAAGAGGUAGAAGCGCAAGCUCGUCGAGAACAAGAAAAAUUGAAAGCAGAAGAAAGAGCUCGUAAAAAGGAAGAGGAAAGGCAACGAAGGGCAGCUAUUUUAGAACAACAUAAAGUAAAGAAAGCAAUAGAAGAGGCAGAAAGAGAAGGCAAGGUUAUCGAUAAAGAACUUCUUAAUACAAUAAAACCAACGAAAUUGCGUAACAAGACUGCAACAACUCGACCUCGACCCAAAACGAUUCAUGUGGAUGCUGGUACGGAGUUGGAUUCUGGAGCUCUUACGCCGAGCCGUGGAAAGAAGGGUUCUUCUUCUAAUCUAAGUACAGCGUCGCUGACUUCUCCGACGAUGAGGCGAGAUUACUACCGAGGCUCGCAGGACAGUCUCACUGCUGCCCAUUUCGAUGAACGACGUUCCGGCCCUCUUUAUCGGGGCGGCAGUCUCAGGGUAUCUUCCGUAGAUUCACCCGACGACGGUAGAGGUUCCUCCCCUUGUCGAAGUAUGAAUCAACUUGGUCGACGUGGUUCCUACAAAACAUCUAGAGAUGUGCAGGAGCCUCAGCAACAGGUUAGAGGCAGGCCUAAAUACCCGAGUUACCAAAACUUUAAGGGGAGAAAGUCUAAUUCCUUGAUGAAUUUGUGUGGUUCGAGUAGUGAUCAAGACGGUAUGAUGUGUCGAUACACAGAUACGGACAGCGGACUGGGCAGAGCUACACCUCCUAGGAGAGCACCGAGUCCGGGCAUGGGUAGCAUGAGGCAUCUUCCGUCGCCAUCAGGACCUGGUUCUUUACCUCCCGGUUUGAUGACCAAGAGACGCGUGUUCGAUGAUGGUAGCAGCGAUAUCAGUAGUACACCAAGUUCGAUGAUGGACUAUAAUGGUCCGAGAUUGUAUAAACAACCAACCACCAAGUCAAAUCGUGGCAUUAUGCUAAACGCUGUGGAGUAUUGUGUAUUUCCGGGAACGGUAAAUAAGGAAGCGAAGAGAAGAGUUUUGGACGAAAUUGCAAGAUCAGAAAGCAAGCAUUUUCUUAUCUUAUUUCGAGAUGCUGGCUGUCAAUUCCGGGCUCUCUACUCAUACUGCCCAGAUAGAGAAGAAGUUUCAAAGUUAUAUGGUACCGGACCGAAACAAGUCAUGGAUAAAAUGUUCGACAAAUUUUUCAAAUACAAUUCAGGAGCAAAAUGCUUUUCUCAAGUACACACAAAGCAUCUGACUGUGACCAUAGAUGCCUUUACGAUACACAACAGCCUUUGGCAAGGUAAAAAGGUGAAUUUGCCGAACAAGAAAGACAUGCCUCUCGUCAUAUAGUUUUACACAUGUGUCACAUUUUAUGCUACUAUGCCCUCUGUUGUUCAUAGUUACUAUUUUAAUACAGGCCCAUAUUAAAUUAAUGCAAACGUUGCGUUUUUAGUCAAUUUUAUAAAGACAAAUGAUUGAUGCUGACUAACAGCAAGGGUGUGCAAUCAUUUCUAGCAUUUUCUACGAUCGCACACCAUAUUGAACGGCGCAAUGUUACCACGUAUGUUUCGUUUUUUGUAAUUUGUUGUAUCUUUUCCUUUUAUAUUUUUCUUUUGUUUUAUUUCUUGUUUUGUUUUGUUUUUAAGUUAACGUUGGCAUCAAUCACUGUGUCAUAAGUUUAUCAAUAUCUAAUUAAUAGGAAUGGUUUGUUGUCAGUAUAUAAUAUCUUUGCGGACUAACUUCUGACGUGUAAUCGCCUUGUAAUCAUGUAAGCUAUUGUGUUGUAAAUGAAAGUUGUGACUGAUUGAUAAAAGGUAUUAAUUAAUUUUUCUUAUAAAAUUGUUUCUUCUUUUUUGCUAAAAGAGAGGCAGGGCUUUCACAAGUGUCGAACGAACAUUUCGUCUUUAUAUUACAUAAAGUAAUUCGCACAUAUUUCUCUUACGCGUAAAUUAAAACUGUUCUUAAUUAUUAUUAUUAUUAUUAUUAUUAUAAUUAUUAUCAUUAUCGUAGUACCAUUAACUUUUAUAAAUUACUAAACGUAAAUAGAGGAUCAUUAAUUUGAAUAUAUUUUUGACAGAAUCUAGGAAAAGAUUCGAAUUCUUCAAUGUGAUUUUUGUAUUUGAUUAAUUUCUAUUUAACAAAACCAAAACAAUAUUAAUGAGAAUAAAAUGAUUGUUUUGCAUGAAAAUUUCAUUUGUAGAAGUCUCUUCGAUAUUUUUUCCAAAUGAUUUUAAACUUCAAUAUUGUUGCGUACGAUUCGUUGUAACUGUCUUAAAACGUUUUUGUGUUUAAUGUAUAUCAUCGUCAAAGGUGAAUUAAUGAUUCCUCGUUGACCAUGAGAUUUUCGCAGCCGUUAACGGUUGCAGCAGCGUACGUAGAUAAUGUAAUUCGUUUGCUGAAAAGUGUUGAAAAAUACCAGCUCACGGACAAACGAAAAAGGUAAAAAAUAAUAAUAAUGUGGAUUUGUAAAUAUAUAAGUUGAUUCUGAUUAGUGAAAGAAAAUACCAAAUCAGCCUUAAGAUCGAUCUGAAUGUAAUUGAUGUUGUGCGAGGAUGUUUUUCCUUUACAGUAUAGGUACCAUCGAAUAUAAUUUAUAUAAUGCCUCGUUGAUUUGAAUAUCUUGAAGCGAGUUUUGUGAAGUGUGUAUCGGUGUAAGAUUAGAAACUUGCAAGGAUUUGAGAAGGAAGAGAGAAUGAGACCGUACCAAACAGUACCAAAAGUUCGUUUCUUGAGUGAACAGUAAUAAUUUUGGUAACUGAUAGGAAGUGUCUGGAUAUUGAAAACGGCCACGAACUGGUGAAAUCUUUGAUUGAAUUGCUAUUUUUCUUUCCUGCGCGCAAUACAUACUUAUUCUUUACGAUGUAUCGAACAGUUUAAAAUCUUAUGAUAGUUUCGAUCAUUGUAAGAGGAAAGCAGAAGAUGGUUUGGAAUAUAGAAUAACAAUAAUUUAGCUAAAACAACAAAAAUUUUGUUUAUAUUUAAAGUUAUCUUUACUUUAAUUAAUUUAUUUGAAUGUGUCCUAGGCCUAAAUAAUUCUAAUUCAGUGUCCAUAGUCUGCGUUCCUCGUAAUUGAGAAAAGAGACCCUGGAAAGAGAGUGUUAAUGAUUUAUUUAUAAAUGUCUUAGUAUAUUGUUGAAAAUUUUAAUCAAACGGACUAAUGUUUAACCCGUGUUCAUAAGUUGGGUAAUUACCCUCGUGAAUUUUGUAAACAGUAUAUGGUUCUUAUUUUUUCGGAUGAUAAUCGUUCUCUUUCUUUCCUUUUUUUAUUUUUCUUUCUUUUUUAGUAUGUUUCUCAUUUCCUAAUGGAACGUGUCAGUCCAAUUUCAAGCGAAACGAAACAUGCGGUUCUUGUAUUGUACAUGAAGGAUAAUUAGCAUAAUAACGUAAUAACGAAAGAACUAUUUAUUUAUUGUGCCAUAAAUUAUAACUGUCCGCCGUUCGUGUGGGACUGGCACUGAUCUUCCAUCUUGACGAUUCAAUUUUUUUAACGUGUAUGCAAUCCGUUUUUCGUAAUACGCCGAUAGGACGAAUGAAUAGAAACUAGAUAGAGAUAAAAUACAAUUUUUGUACAGAAAUAUGGAGGGUCUAUCUGUCGUAGAAUUUUGUUCUCGAAUUCUUUAUUUAAAUUAUGUUUAGCGUGUAUAUUAUAGCGUUUAUCAAUUUUUUACUUGUCCAAUAUUUGUAGAAUAUAUUUUUUAACUUUAUGGGUCUGUAAAUGGAAUUUAAAGCGAUAAUGUCAUAAGAAAAAAGAAGAAAGGAUAAAAACAAUAUUUGGAUUGGUUCAUUGGAACAAUAGACCCCCCUAUAUUCUGCAAUGGCAUAGCAGAACACGACCGUAUUGAUUAUUCUUAAGUAAUUAUGCAACAUAUCGAAUUUCAUGUUCUUCACAAUUAUAAUCGCGAAAAAUAUAUUUUUAAUUCGCAAUGAUGCAAUAUUUGGUUCAAUCGUCCCGAGAUUAUUUUAUUCAAGCUCACGUUCGAGGUAGACGAUUUGUGUAAUGAAGGGACUUGCAAAACAAAUUUUACUUCAAAUAAGAAAAGAAUCCGUCGAUCGUAGAUAUCCAAAGGAGUUCGUUAUAUUCUAUUCUCUUGUAUUGUAAAUCUAUUGCGUGUAUCGCCGUAAAAAAUGACGAAUAGAGAAAUUUUUGUGAGCCUCAGUCUCCGAAAACAGUCCGACUUGACAAUAUUGAACGCGAAAAUAAGUAAACGUCGUAAGAUGAAUUAUAAGAUUUGAAGACAUAAGUCGCGUUGAGAGCUACGAUAACAAUGUGAACGAACAGUGAAUGAAGAUUUAUGAAUAACGAUAUAAUAGUCACUAAUCUUAAGAAUCAACGGAGGAACACCGGCUUGUGGAGAAGGGAUUGAAAAUAGUAAGAAAAGCUACAAACAGUAAGAGAAAGUUCGAAAAAAGGAUGUGUUACUGUAGGAAGGGAGGAUGAUUGCUUGUGCUUGAUAUUUAUAUUUUUCGAAGCAGAGAAAUAUUAUUAGUGAGCUGUUGGCAAUCGGCGUGAUAAACAAUGAAACGAAAAACACAGAGAUAGGAAAAAAUGGGAUAUAAAUAAUCGCGCUUACUAUUAAUAAACGAUUACUUUUAUGUAAUAAUCCUUCAUUUUUAUUGUCAUAAAUGAAAGAAGUGAAAACUGAAAA
Molecule: messenger RNA, 9836 nt
Organism: Bombus pyrosoma
Lineage: Eukaryota; Metazoa; Arthropoda; Insecta; Hymenoptera; Apidae
Gene: Patronin
Product: patronin
Exons: 27
Coding region: 1414-6540 (1708 amino acids)
Biological process (GO): negative regulation of microtubule depolymerization; cytoplasmic microtubule organization; neuron projection development
Cellular component (GO): microtubule minus-end
Molecular function (GO): calmodulin binding; microtubule minus-end binding; spectrin binding
Source: RefSeq, a predicted model, not a curated record